AUGGCGGCAGCGAAUCUAACCGACGAUCUGGACUACGAGAUCUGGGCUCCGGUCACGAAAACUACUCUAAUCGAGAAAGGACUCUGGGAUGUGGUUGAGAACGGAGUCCCGCCGGAUCCAUCGAAGAUUCCAGAGCUAGCGGCGACGAUUCAAGCCGGAGAACUCUCCAAAUGGAGAGAUCUCGCCGGGAAAGACAUGAAAGCGCUCCAGAUUCUGCAAUCGUCUCUCCCGAAUUCGGUUUUCAGGAAGACUCUCUCUGCUUCCUCGGCCAAAGAAGCUUGGGAUCUGCUUCGAAAAGGUAACGAACAAAAAUCGAAAUUAGGUAGAUUAGAGAAGCGAUUCGAAGAACUUAGAAUGGAGGAAGGAGAAACUUUCAAUGACUACAUAGAUAGAGUUAAGGAAAUCGUCGAACAGUUGCGUCGUUUGAACAUUUCGAAAUCUGACUAUGAGGUUACCAAAAAGGUUUUGAAUUCGCUCUCAGCCCCGUACAACACUAUCUCUCCGGUUCUGGAUGAGCACAUGUAUCCGGAGAAGAUGACUCUUGACAGCAUCGUUGAGUUUUUCGAGAUAUAUCAUUCAAUAGCAGAGGAAACUAUGCUUUUUACGUUGAAUCAGAUGAGUCUUCAACCGAAGAACAAUGCUAAGGCUGGGGCAAGGAAGGCUAAGCCGAGAAAAGGCGAGUGCUUUCAGUGCGGAGAGCGAGGGCAUAAAGCAAGAGACUGCAAGAGAAAGAAUGAGCAGGAAGUGGCCAAAGAAGCUGAGGAAGAAGAGAUCGGUGUUGAUUACUUAAUGUUGGUUGAGGAAAGUUAUGGUGAGUUCAGUUUCGAUGAGGAUAUGUGGAUGAUAUACGCUGAGAGCACGACGAACCAUAUGACUCCGUAUGAGAAGUAUUUCACGGCGUUGGAUAGAACACAGAAAGGUAAGGUUGGUUUGGUGGACGGGAAAUUUCUCAUGGUUGAAGGGGUUGGAGAUGUGAAGAUUGUGAUGAAGGAAGGGAAGAAGAAGACGAUUAAGAACGUGCUUUUCGUUCCGGAGCUUAAUAGAAACGUGCUGAGUCUUGAUCAGAUGAUAGCGAGAGGCUAUUCAGUGAUAACGAAGCAAGACGGAUGCAGUUUUCUCGAUCGGACUGGGGCAGUGUUUGGUGAAAACUGUGUGGGACGAGAGAGGUCCAGCUCUGCGUUUGUAGGUGGUUGA
Molecule: messenger RNA, 1194 nt
Organism: Microthlaspi erraticum
Lineage: Eukaryota; Viridiplantae; Streptophyta; Magnoliopsida; Brassicales; Brassicaceae
Source: the annotation of a GenBank genome assembly